AUGACGGCCACCCCGGGAUCCACCCAAGCGGCGGAUGCCUCCAUGCAGAUUCUGGGCCAGCUCCAGGAGAGCUUCGGCAGCGUGAUCGGAGCGGCGGGGAAGAGGGGCACGGAUGCGAAUCCAACAGGCACGCCCCAGGAUCGCAUUCCGAAAGUCGGCAGAGGCUCGAUUGCCCUGGGUGGACAGGGCAAGGGCUUUCAAGGCAAGGGCGGGCGUCGUCGACCAGGCAAGAACUCGAACGGGCGCCCGCAGAGCGACAGCGGCAACUCCAGCUUUCCCAGUGGUUCAACCGCGGACGGGGAGGAUGCCGAACUGCUCCACUUGGUAGCUCGGGCAAUUGUCCGUCACGAGGACACCUUGAAUGUCCUUCGCCGCUCCACAGGAUGGGUCUUCUGGAUCCGAUCCGGCGAUCACUCGAUUCUGCCCAUGCUGGCCGAUCUUGCGAGCAAAUGGCGCGAGGCAGCGGAGAAACAGGAGAUCCAGGCAGAUCACAUCAGCCUCAGGGUGACUCUUCUCUGGGGAAUCUUCACGAAUCUGAAGGAGAAGUUGUCCCACCUCACGCAGGAGCAGCUUGCCUACGCCAACCGCGCCUCGUGGAUCGACACGUCAAGCAACUGGAAUUUCCAAAGAUGGGACUCCCAGCAUCAGAUGCUCAUCGUGGACACCUCCCGCCCUCCCCUCAGCAUGGCCCAGAUCCUGGAGAGCCUCUCCACCCUCCUUCGAGUGAUCAACGGGGACACCCUCACGCGGUUUGCAGCCACGAAGGGCAUCAAUGCGGACACGCAGGGCACGGUUCUCUGGAGCUUGCCCGUCUGCAAGGCUCAGCGAUCUUCCAGACCAUAG
Molecule: messenger RNA, 843 nt
Organism: Symbiodinium necroappetens
Lineage: Eukaryota; Dinophyceae; Suessiales; Symbiodiniaceae
Source: the annotation of a GenBank genome assembly